Molecule: messenger RNA, 3386 nt
Organism: Salvelinus sp. IW2-2015
Lineage: Eukaryota; Metazoa; Chordata; Actinopteri; Salmoniformes; Salmonidae
Source: RefSeq, a predicted model, not a curated record
AUGGGAAAUGCCUCUGAAACAUCUUUGUUCGCUGACACAUCUUCGUUCCUUUCUACCAUCUCUAAAGAACAUGACAUCCUCAUGGGGACCAUCUAUGCCAUAUUUGGUGUUUUCUCACUGGUGGGGAAUGGGAUAUUGCUGUUUGUGGCCUACCGGAAGAAGUCCUCCCUGAAGCCGACUGAGUUCUUUGUUAUAAACCUCUCCGUCAGUGACCUCGGAAUGACCAUCUCUCUCUUCCCCAUGGCCAUCUCAUCAGCCUUCGCACACAAGUGGCUGUUCAGUGAUGUUACAUGUUUAAGCUAUGCCUUCUGUGGGGUUUUGUUUGGACUAGCCAGUCUCACCAACCUCACAGUGUUGUCAUCUGUGUGCUGGCUUAAGGUCUGCUGUCCCAGCUAUGGUAACAAGUUCUCAUCCUGCCAUGCCUAUCUCCUAAUAGCAGCGGUGUGGUGCUAUGCUCUUAUCUUUGCCACCGGGCCUCUGACUGGCUGGGGCCGGUAUGGUUCUGAACCGUACGGUACAGCCUGCUGUAUCGACUGGUACGCCCCCGGCCAAAGCAGAGCUGCCAUGAGCUACAUCAUCUGCCUCUUCCUCUUCUGCUACAUCGUCCCCUGCAUCAUCAUCUUCCUCUCCUAUAUCUUCAUCCUGCUGACGGUCAAGGGGUCACGCCAGGCGGUGCAGCAGCACAUAUCCCCACAGAACAAGAUCCCCAACACACACACACUCAUCGUCAAGCUCUCGGUGGCGGUGUGUAUCGGUGUCGUGAUCGCCUGGAGCCCAUACGCCUUCGUCUCCAUGUGGGCGGCGUUCGUUAACUCAGCGGAGGUCCCUCCCUUUGCUUUCGCUGUGGCUGCCAUCUUUGCCAAGUCCUCCACCCUCUACAAUCCUAUCGUCUACCUGGUCUUCAAACCCAACUUCCGCAGGUCCCUCUGCCGGGACUGGCUGACAUGCCGACGGACCCUAUGUGCGUGUUUGUGCUCGCACGGCUCGAACCAGAAGGUGUCCUGUACACAGUCCCAGCAGCAUGGGAAGGAGGAGUGUAACUCGACGCGGCGGUCCAAUGGAUUGCCGGAGAACCAUAGGGGGGCAUGCAGGCACUGCCCAUGCCCAGAGAGAGACACUGGUUCUGGCGGAUACGGCCAAGAGACUACCCCUCAGAGGACUGCAAGGAUACUGCAGGGGUCCACACAUAGCGAAGUGGCUGUUAGUCAGCUGUCCAAUGAGAUGCAGAGUGACUUCCUCUGAAAAGACAAAGGAGAGAGAGUAAGCAAACGAGAGAGGGAAGGGAGGAUGAGGGGAGAGAAAGAAGGUAGAAAGUUAGAGGGAGGGAAAUGUGGGAGAGGAAGGCAGUGACCGGGAGGAGGAGAGCGAGAGAUGAGAAAAGACGAACAGUGAAUUGUUUUUUACAUACAAAAUAAAAAACAUGGAGAGGGGAAGAUCAGAGGGAAAAUACUUUCAAACAGGACAUUUUGUUGAGGAAGGGCAGGUGUGAACUUGCACUAACAAUCACAACAAGGCCAUCCUAACUCCUCUCACUCAGAGGAGUGGCCAAACCAAUCACCUCGGAAACUGUUACUGCCACAAAACUAACUCAACCACAAACUGAACUAAACCAGGGGUGUAUUCAUUAUGCAGAUGCUGUUGGAAAAUGUUUCUUCUGUUGCGAAAUUUUUAGCAACAGAAACGGUUUAUUCCAAACAGAAAACGUUUUGCAACGAAAAUUAGAAUAUUUAUUGGACAAAUUCAGCUAGGUCCCUCACUGUUUCAUUCCGUUUGCUCUGUUUGCUUCCAUUUGGUUCUUAACCUUGUAAGACGUAAUGAUUACAACCCUGUCAACCAACAUGCGACCACAAACUGAAGAGUCAGCAACAUACCAAAAACUCAACCAAAAUACCACCACAGACUGAGCAGCCAAUAACAACCAGGAACUCAACCAACAAACUCACCCAAGCCAGACUGAAAAACAGACUUAGCCAACAAGCCCCUGAUCUCUCGGAUGCAGCUGGUUUGAUUCAAAAAGACUUGAAAGUCAUGAACCCACAGUCUUGAUGCAGUAGUUAGAGAUAUCGGACGCAGGGCCAACAAGAGGGUCCAUAAUGAGAACUACACUGGUGUUUAGGGAAAUACUACCAGAUGGAGUAUCAGCUUCUAGAUAUGUCCCACAGGGCCUACCAAAGUAGAGAGAGAGAGAGACGUGGAUGAGGAUACUAUGGUGUAUAUAUUAAAACUCACAUAACUGAGAGAGUUGUCUACAUGGGGGCUUGGAGUGUGUGAACCGAAUUAAGACAUCACUUAGCUGAAGGCAGAACAUGAGAAAAUGAACCCCUUAGUUGCUGUAUUGAUCACAUGACAGUGGUGUGAGUCAGAGUCAGACUUGGCCAAGCAGCCGUGUCCAGAAUUAUUCASUGAACAGUUAGGACUGUGUUCAAUGCCCCAGUGCCAAAUGAGCUACCAUGAAAAAUAAACAUUUCCGCACCAUGGUUGGGAUCAAUUUUAACUCAGUCAAUCCAGGAAGUGAAUGGAACAUUCCCAAUUCUGCACACAGUCUUAAUAAAGUCCAACUAAAAUGUCCUCUCAAAUCUCAGACAUUCUCUCAGUUUUUACCCCAGACAUGAAACCAACGCAACAACAGCUACAAGACUAAUACACAAUCUAUAAAAAAUCAAAUUAAAAGAUCCKGUUUUGCAAUUUAGCCUCAGAAAACAGAAUAGAUAAAAUAUCGAGCUAUAGUGAGUUGUGUUGCUAUCUACUUUCUCCUUCCAGUGUUUCCCCAGGAGUGUAGAUAGAUGGUUAUUGUAAACAAAUUGGAGAAGGGUACAGUGGAGGUGCUGAACUACAGAGCUGGGCUGGUUCUGCUUGGUUAAACAAAUUGGCCUGCCAUCACCGUACAAUCAAUAUAGAGCCAUUAUAGAGUUCUCACUGGGUCCAGACAGGGAGCUCAAAUCUGGGAUCACGGAACAGCCAAAGCCCCAGGACUUGACCCAAAACAGUGAUAGUGCUAUUGUUGAGAGUGUAAUUGUUGACAUAGUUUUGACAUUUGUGUGUUCUCAUUUACAUUAAUGUGUGUGUGCUUAUGUACGUGUUGUUUGAUGCAAUUUGCAUACGCGUGUUUCUGUGUGUGAGAAUAGCUACUGUAUGUCUGCUUCAGUUUGCAAGUCUAUGUGGGCAUAUGUUAGUGCAGUAACUCACUGAGGAAAGUCGUAACAUUAUUCUCUACAUUGAGUGAGUCACAAACAAAAUAGAACUCGAAGCUCUCAAAUAAAAUAAAAUAAAAUGUUAUUUGUCACAUUCGCCGAAUACAACAGGUGUAGACCUUACUGUGAAAUGCUUACUUACAAGCCCUUAACCAACAAUGCAGUUUUAAGAAAACUAAGAAUAAUAUUUACUAA